AUGGCGACAUCCUUGUCAUGGGCUUGUGUCCUCGAGCUCCGCCGUUGUGACGACGUCUGCUCCAGCGCCGACGUGAAGCUUGGGAGGUAUCGUUUCCUCCUCCAGCAUCUUAGUCAUGCGGGGGUGUUAGAUCUGGAGUUUGAUGAUGUGUUGAAAGUGCUGCCCCUAUCUGAUUCGUUCAACAACAAUGGUUUCGUCUUUGACACCUAUUACCAUGCAAAGAAAAAAAAGGUGCUCCAGAACGACAUCGACCUGCUCAACCCGCCGGCGGAGCUCGAGAAGCUCAAGCACAAGAAGAAGCGCCUCGUGCAGUCCCCCAACUCCUUCUUCAUGGAUGUCAAGUGCCAGGGCUGCUUCAACAUCACUACUGUGUUCAGCCACUCCCAGACUGUCGUGGUGUGCCCAGGCUGCCAAACAGUGCUCUGCCAGCCAACGGGUGGCAAGGCCAGGCUAACCGAGGGUUGCUCCUUCCGCCGCAAGGGCGACUAAACAUCCAAAGGCUAUCUAAAAAAGCCAGCGGUUGUUGAACUUUGAGUUAUUCCAGGGUGUUAGUCUGAAGAUUUUGCAAUGUCUGGCAAAUUGAACCCAUCUUUGGUAAUGUGAUAUCUAGCUUGAGUAUUAUUAUGAUGACCACUGUACUAUGUUCCGUUUGGGUUGUGAGAUCAGACUAGUAGUACCUGCCUGGCAAUAUGCUUGUCUUUGAUGAGUUGUUAUUCCUUC
Triticum aestivum (bread wheat) is the source of this 720-nucleotide messenger RNA. RefSeq names its product 40S ribosomal protein S27. NCBI's taxonomy places the organism in Eukaryota, Viridiplantae, Streptophyta, Magnoliopsida, Poales, Poaceae. The coding region runs from base 1 to 489 and encodes 162 amino acids. Gene Ontology annotation, cellular component: ribosome. The record is from RefSeq and is a predicted model, not a curated record. Gene Ontology annotation, biological process: translation. The transcript is spliced from 6 exons. Gene Ontology annotation, molecular function: structural constituent of ribosome.